UAUUCUGACAGCACGUGAACGCACCCUUCCGUCUUGAUUACCCAUCAGCCCUCUGGUGUGUUUUUGGUUGUGCAGCUACAGGAGCUUCUGUAAGUCAGUCAAAGUAAAAGCAGUGAGCAGAUCCAGACGUCAGGAUGGGUGAGAGGAAAGGAACAAACCACUACUACCCUCCAGACUUUGAUCCAGCUAAGCAUGGCUCCCUCAACGGAUACCACAAGACCCACGCUCUGCGGGAGAGGGCCAGGAAGCUGUCCCAGGGCAUCCUCAUCAUCAGGUUUGAGAUGCCGUACAACAUCUGGUGUGACGGCUGCAAGAAUCACAUCGGCAUGGGGGUCCGUUACAACGCAGAGAAGAAGAAAGUGGGGAACUACUACACCACGCCAAUCUACAGGUUUAGGAUGAAGUGCCAUCUGUGCGUCAACUACAUCGAGAUGCAGACAGAUCCGGCCACAUGUGACUAUGUGAUUGUCACCGGUGCAAGCCGGAAGGAGGAGCGCUGGGACAUGGAGGAGAACGAGCAGAUCCUCACAACAGAGAGGACAGAGAAGGAGAAGCUAGAGACGGACGCCAUGUUCAAACUGGACCACGGUGGGAAAGACAAAGAGAAGCUGAAGAAGGCUCUGCCCUCUCUGUCUGAGAUCCAGGAGCACCAGUCAGGCUGGAAGGACGACUUCCAGCUCAACAGCUCCCUCCGCAGGAAGUUCAGGACUGAGAAGAAGGUCCAGGCGGAGCAGGAGGAGAAGGACAACAAGGUGAGGAUGAGGACCAACCUGUCCAUCCCUCUGCUGCCGGAGAAGGAGGAGGACAAGAGGCUGGCAGCGCUGCUCACCUACCAGGCGCCUGACUCCUACGACGACAGGCAGCACAGUAAGCGGAAAGAGAUCUCCUCCCGCUCGUGGUUCAACGCGUCCCCAUCGGCUCCUGGAAGUGCAGCAGGCAGUCUGCUCCAUAAGCUCGGCCUGCAGGGGAAAGAAGCCGCCGUGGCUAAAGCCCUGAGCUCCUCACACAGCCCCCUGAUCCGCAAGCGUUCAGGAGGACCGGGACUCAAAACAGAACCCUGUGCCACCGUCACCCGCAGACUGUCGCAGCCUGAACUUAACACGUGUGAUGGAGAGAUUUCAAAAGAACCUAAUGGUAUGACACCAACACAGCAAGGAGAGGAGGGAACAGAGACACACGUCAAAAUCUCACAGGCAGGAGAGGAGAAACUGACUAACGCAAAGGACUCUGGGAAGGAGCAGGAGCAGGAGAAGGACACUAGUUUAGGAGCGAUCACAUCUCUGGUGGCGGAUUACAGCGACUCAGACUCAGACCCGGGACAGUGAGGCUGGAUUUGAAGCUGAACAGACAAUUUCUGUUGUCAAUGAACAGAUGUUAGAGUCUGAGAAUGUGAGAGUGAAGAAAACUCCAUGAUUUUUGUUGCACCCAAACCAAGAAAUACCAAUGUGUGUUUUCAUCUUGCAGCCAAUCAACCUUUGAUUUAAUGUGACGUGUGAUGAAGCCCACUACCUGUGUGUGGUGAUGUCGACAGCAGGGUGCAUAGCGGUCCAAAAUCGUCACCAACAUGUUGAAAGUUUUGUUUAAAUUCGACCCUUUAAUGUAUUUAUGUUGCAGACUUUGGGAAGAGGAGAGUUGCCAGCUUUUUAUGUCAUUCUUGAUUUUUAUUUCACACUUUACAGGUAUUUUUAUUUCUGCUGGUGUCAUCAUUUUCAAACAACACUCAGUCCAUGUGGUCUCAGCAGAAACACUCUGUUUUCCAUUAAGCUGUGCUGUAUGUGAUUGUUCAUCUCCCACAUGUGUACAAACCUUUUAAAUUAAAGGUACUAUGAAACACUGUU
Messenger RNA from Notolabrus celidotus (New Zealand spotty), 1838 nucleotides. RefSeq names its product coiled-coil domain containing 130 (gene yju2b). The record is from RefSeq and is a predicted model, not a curated record. Lineage: Eukaryota; Metazoa; Chordata; Actinopteri; Labriformes; Labridae. The coding region runs from base 135 to 1325 and encodes 396 amino acids. Gene Ontology annotation, biological process: mRNA splicing, via spliceosome. Gene Ontology annotation, cellular component: U2-type spliceosomal complex; post-mRNA release spliceosomal complex. The transcript has 10 exons.